AUGGCGUCUCCACAGCAGCUCCGCACCACGACGACCGAUCUGCUCAAGAUCAACCACCCCGUCCUCCUGGCCGGCAUGAACGUCGCCGCUGGCCCCAAGCUGGCCGCCGCCGUCACCAACGCCGGCGGCUUGGGUGUCAUCGGCGGCGUGGGAUACACCCCGGACAUGCUGAGGGAGCAGAUCGCGGAGCUCAAGAGCUACCUGAAGGACAAGAACGCCCCUUUCGGCGUCGACCUGCUGCUGCCGCAGGUCGGGGGCAGCGCGCGCAAGACCAACUACGACUACACCAAGGGUAAGCUCGACGAGCUUGUCAGCAUCAUCAUCGACAGCGGCGCCAAGCUGUUCGUCUCGGCCGUCGGCGUCCCGCCCAAGCACGUCGUCGAGCGCCUCCACAAGGCCGGCAUCCUCUACAUGAACAUGAUCGGCCACCCCAAGCACGUCCAGAAGUGCCUGGACCUCGGCGUCGACCUCAUCUGCGCCCAGGGCGGCGAGGGCGGCGGCCACACGGGCGACGUGCCGACCACCAUCCUGAUCCCCACGGUCGCCAAGCUGUGCGAGGGCAAGACGUCGCCCAUGACGGGCGCCCCCGUCCAGGUGGUCGCCGCCGGCGGCAUCUUCAACGGCCAGACGGUGGCGGCGGCCUUGAUGCUGGGCGCGUCGGCCGUGUGGGUCGGCACGCGCUUCAUCCUCGCCGACGAGGCGGGCGCGCCCAAGGCCCACCAGGAGGCCGUCCGCUCGUCGGGCUUCGACGACAACGUCCGCACCAUCAUCUUCACCGGCCGGCCCCUCCGCGUGAGGAGAAACCCUUACAUCGAGAACUGGGAGACCAACCGCCAGAACGAGAUCAAGGAGCUCACGGCCAAGGGUGUCAUCCCGGUCGAGCACGACCUGGAGAAGCUGGGCGACGACAUCGACGACGACACCAUGGACAACGCCAGGCCGUUCCUCAUGGGCAAGGCGGCCGCCGUGGUGAACGAGAAGAAGAGCGCGCAGGCGAUUGUCGAUGAGCUCGUUGGCGACGCGGCCAAAUGGAUAAGCAAGGGCAAUGCUUCCAUUGUGAGCAAGCCCAAGCUGUGA
Molecule: messenger RNA, 1077 nt
Organism: Diplodia corticola
Lineage: Eukaryota; Fungi; Ascomycota; Dothideomycetes; Botryosphaeriales; Botryosphaeriaceae
Product: 2-nitropropane dioxygenase
Exons: 3
Coding region: 1-1077 (358 amino acids)
Molecular function (GO): nitronate monooxygenase activity
Source: RefSeq, a predicted model, not a curated record